AGUUCAUAUGAACUAAUCAGCGAUUACAAGUCUGAAUCGAAGAAUUAUUUGAUUUCAUAAGCUGGUUAAUCUGCUUUCGAAACUAUUUGAAACGGAGGAGGGUUUUGCAAUUGUUAAAAACCGGUUUGUGCUCGCAAAUAGUCUUAUUUGUAAUUACAGCAUUGUCGCCGCAACAUGUACAAUCCUCAGGAGAAAAACAUUGAUUUAGUAAGGGAAUAUAUUCCCAGUUACAACACAGUGAGAUUUCAGGAUCAGCCCGAUCCCAGGAUCGCUAUACUUGAUAAUUUCGAUCAGUUGACAAAGCAACAUUCCAAAGAUCUCAUUACUAAAUAUGGGAUCAAAGUUCAUAAUUUGCGCUAUGGCGGUUCAGAUGAUCUGCAGGUGGUCGAUGUAUUUUUUAACGAAAGUGUCUCGGAACCAUCGCCGCUCUUUGUCUAUGUUCAUGGCGGCUACUGGCAAAUGUUGGAUAAAUCGGGAUCCUGUUCGAUGGUGGCGCCACUGGUUCGUCAGGGCUAUCGCGUUGCCGUUAUGGACUACAAUAAAUGUCCAACGGUAACACUUCCACAACUGCUUGAGCAGUUCACCGAAUUUCUGCUUUGGACCUUUGAUUAUGCGGAGCGAACGCAAACUACGCAGAUCCACUUUGCCGGCCAUUCAGCUGGUGCACACCUCCUGUCGCAAUUGCUCCAUGUGCCUGCCUUGAUUUCGGAGGAGCGACGUAGAAAAGUGGGCGCCCUAUUUUUCAUGUGCGGUGUUUACGAUCUGCGUGAACUGUGGCAACUGGAAGAAGUUAACCCCAACAAUAUUUUUGGCUUAAAUGCUGAAACGGUCAAGGAAGUGUCGCCCAUGUUUUGGCCCUGGCAGGCGGAUAGCUCAUCCUGGUCGAAUGUGCAGUUGCACGUGAUAGUAGCGGGGCAUGAAAGUGUUACGUUUAUUGAGCAAAGUCGUAUUUUUGCCCGUAAAUUGCAAGAGGGCGGAUUUAACGCUACAUUCAAACUGUUCGAUAGCUACGAUCAUUUCGAUAUUUUCGAAGAAACUGUCAUCGAUAACUCACCCAUUACUAAAUACCUGUUAGAUGGACUCAAAAAAGCUCACUAAUAGAGUUUGAAUAUUUGAAAUUGUAAUUGUAAAUAAGAUUAUACUUUGAUACCGAAAGCAAUAGAGUACAUUGAUUUUAAAUCCAUCCAUUCGUCUCCGCCGGAGACUUGAUUUGAAUUUUGGAAUAUAAAAUUGGGUUUUGGGUCACGCCAAUUCAACCGAAAACAUUUGCCAUCAUUUUAAAAGAUUUUCAAAUUUCUUGGUAUCAGAGUAAAACGCAGUCGGAUAUGUCCGACUACAGCGUUAUUUUCGAAAUGAAAAAAAAAAAAAUUUUAAUAAUUUGAUUAAAAUAAUGAAAGUAAAUUUUAAAUAUAAUCAAAAAAGGUAUAGGUUUUUAUCUAACUUUUAAACGUUAAUUAUCGAAAUUGUAAAAUACAAGAUACAAAAUGUCAAAAAGUAGAUGUUAUGUCUUAAUUUUAAAACUCCAAAUUGUGCAAUUUGAUAUAAAAAUAAAGCUAUUUAAUCAAUAAACAAAA
Messenger RNA from Drosophila grimshawi, 1574 nucleotides. Its product is annotated as kynurenine formamidase. The coding region runs from base 175 to 1098 and encodes 307 amino acids. The transcript is spliced from 2 exons. The record is from RefSeq and is a predicted model, not a curated record. Gene Ontology annotation, molecular function: arylformamidase activity. Lineage: Eukaryota; Metazoa; Arthropoda; Insecta; Diptera; Drosophilidae.